AUGAAAGUCACUAUGGGAUUGAAAUUUGGCCGUAGAAGAGUGCUAUUGUACUCCACUGUCUUCUUGAUACUUUUAGGGUUAAUAUGGAUAGGACGGGAUGUUGGGUUAGAUGGUACUAAGGUUAUUGAUCAAAUCCAAGGGAUAUCUAGGUCGAGGCUACCUACAUCCAAUUUUGCUACUAACGAGACGUUGGUGAUAUUUCCCCGUGGAUUCGAAUUAAGAGCAUCGAGGGAUUUGAGAGACUAUUACAGAAAACAUAUGAAUCAUGAUAAAAACCGGGUGUUUAAUUCUGUGACGUAUAAUGGGCCACCUUCAGCCUUGACGGAGGCUGUGAAGCAGAUUGACUACCACCAGCAUGAUAUCUCCAUGUAUGAUACAACGAAGGAUAUUUCAAAUGAUUUUAAGAAAUGUGAGUCUGAAUUAAACACCAAGUUCAAGGUGGACGUCGGCAAGGCAAAAAAGCAUGAUGACUCGCUCGCAAGGUUUGUGAAGAAGUUCGUACAUCAAUUGGAAAACGAUGAUGCUAUGAAAGAACUCGCGAACUUUUUCAAGGAUGAUUUAAAAAAGCAGCUAGAGGAUGAUACGGUGGAUAAACACUGGUAUAAGUUUGCAGGUUCGUCAGUUUGGUUGCAGCAAUAUGGGGUACACUUCAUGAUUUCGAGAAUGUUGUACAGUCCCACUGGGAACAAGAGCAACCCUGUUAUGAGUUUGAUCUUUGCUCAAGUAUACAAUGAAAAAUGGGAAGAAUUCGAAGAUAUUGAGCUAGUUAUUCCUACUAUAGAUCCAAUAACCAACAAAAAAAUCUAUAAGAACCUAGCGUUCCCUAGUUUCUUGCCUAUCCCGUUUUAUCAUCAAUCGUCUUAUAUUAAUAAAAGAUGGUAUGGACCCGAAGAUGCACGUAUAUUACUUUUCAAAAACGAUGAUGGUUUAGAGGAACCUUUAAUUAUAUUUAAUGCCUACCAUCGUAAAGUAAACAAGCAAGAAAACAUUGAAGAAGCUGCAUCCAAAGUUUCACACGAAUUCUAUAGAUCUAUGUUCAUGGGAUGGCCGUUUAGGUUUCAACAUGGUAAAGAGAACGUUGACGGUAUUUCAAAUGCUGCUACUGACGACAAGAUAUAUAAUAAAGUCGUUGAGUUGAGGAGAGAAGGCACUAAGAGAUUAAAAGUGCAAAAAAAUUGGACACCUUUCGUUAGUGUAAAGGAUCGUAUCAAUGGUGGUUCUGAUGAAAGUAUCUAUUUUGUUUAUAGAUGGCAGAGCUUAGAAAUCUUGAAAUGCCAGUUGACUGGUUUUACUCAUGACUAUGCCAAGUGCAAAUUCGAGUACAAGCGAAAAGAAGAUUUACUGUCGGAUGAACCUGUUGGUGCCUUAAGAGGUGGUACAGAGAUGAUCAGUCUAAAUAAGAUAUUACCAUCUAUUAGUUCAAAACUUCACCCAAGCAAAGAAGUUUGGGUUGGCUUUGCAAGGGCCCAUCUCGUACGCUGUGGCUGUGGUAAGGAUAUGUAUCGCCCAAACUUGGCAAUAAUUACCAGAGAAGACAACCAAUUCAAAAUAUCUCAAUUGAGUUCAUUCUUCUCUUUAGAUAUGGACGUUACCGGAUGGAGAAACCCAGAGGUGCUAUGUCAUCCUAAAGAUCCAAAUGCAUUAAUUCCAAAUGGGAUCUCACAUUGGGAUGUUUCUACAAUCAAAUUAGGUAAGAAGUAUGUUACGGAGGACUUCGUUACAUUGUCAUUAUCAGUGGCUGAUGCGACUGUACAUACUAUUCAAAUUAAGAAUUUAUUACAGAAUAUUCUCUCUGAUACUUCCGUACUUUCUUACAAUCAAAAAUCAGGUUACACUGAUGAUGUUGUUGAAUGUUCUCUCAAAGCUUCCAACCAAUUUUGUGCAGCGUACGGCAAGGAACAAGUCAAACUUGGAAAGGUUCCUAUUUAG
Messenger RNA from Debaryomyces hansenii CBS767, 1929 nucleotides. Its product is annotated as beta-mannosyltransferase. NCBI's taxonomy places the organism in Eukaryota, Fungi, Ascomycota, Pichiomycetes, Serinales, Debaryomycetaceae. The record is from RefSeq and is a predicted model, not a curated record. The transcript has a single exon. Bases 1 to 1929 code for a protein of 642 amino acids. Gene Ontology annotation, molecular function: mannosyltransferase activity.